Molecule: messenger RNA, 1101 nt
Organism: Trichoderma asperellum CBS 433.97
Lineage: Eukaryota; Fungi; Ascomycota; Sordariomycetes; Hypocreales; Hypocreaceae
Source: RefSeq, a predicted model, not a curated record
UUUGAGACAGUUUCUCGGCUGCUCACAAAUAGUACAAUGUAUAAUAACAAUCGCCGCACGAAGAUGUUCUAUGCCGAUAUCGAGCGUAAGCAACUAGGUAGAGGGGUACAGGCGCCUACCGGUGCGCAGUUAUCUCCAGUAAAUGAUAGAACUUUAGAGGGUUUAUCAACUAGAGGAGUACGAUGGCCUACCAAUGAGCCGCUAGAUAUAGUAGAGGAAAGGAGCAAUGCGUCUUCCACUGACCGACCUCUCCAAAAAGCGGAGACCAUCGCGGAACCGUCGGAAGAAACAUUCAAGCAUCCACUUCCCAAAGCACACAAAGACCAAUACAAGGGGAGCGUCACUCUGUUAGAUCUUGGGGGGGAAGUCAGAGUAGUGCAAAAGAGAGGGCUCUCGGAGCUUUACGCUGCAAGGCAGCUUCAUAAGGAUAAUGUCCACGGGAUUAUUUCUCAACUCAACGACAUACGACAUGAAAAUCUUGUCGCCGCCAUUGAAACAUUUACCGAGGGCAGCAAUUCCUAUAUUGUCAUUGAUAAGAUGCUACUAUCUUUGCAUCAGGUCGUCAGAUCGCCUCCAAUACCAAGCGCUGAGGAGAUAGGGGUAAUUAUGGGCCAAAUACUAGAUGGCCUUAUAUACCUUCAGAAUAAAGGACUAGCUCAUGGAGCGCUAAACUGUCUCGGUGUUCUCAUCGACGAGACUGGCAACGUAAAAUUGACAACCCAUGAACUUUUUAUUCAAACGUCGCGGGAGGCGAUAGCCAAGGAUAUGAAAAGCAUUGCUGAAAUCUCCAUGAUGUUGAUGCAGAAAUACAAACUAGAUAACGGAAAGGUUGGUGUGGAAAAGGUUGAACCUUGGAAAAACUCGGGCAUCUUGGAUUUUCUAUCCUAUACCACAUCGUGUGAAGGAUGCGUUGAUUUACGGCAGGAUCCAUUCAUUUCUAGUCUCUGGAAAAAAGGCUUUGGGUGGCCAAAGGAGAAAUUACGUGGGCUUGUCGAAAUUGCUAGGCUCACUGUCCCGCGUAACUUUCGAUAUAACGAAAAGUCAGCGAUACACAGCCGUCAUUUUGAGCCUACCCAUCAUUUUUCAGCUUAUGGAAGAUGA